Molecule: messenger RNA, 1260 nt
Organism: Chelonus insularis
Lineage: Eukaryota; Metazoa; Arthropoda; Insecta; Hymenoptera; Braconidae
Product: zinc finger BED domain-containing protein 6-like
Exons: 1
Coding region: 1-1260 (419 amino acids)
Source: RefSeq, a predicted model, not a curated record
AUGUUCGAUGAUCUGUUAAAAAUACUUGAUCAAUCUGAACAUGGAAAACGCUAUGCAGCGUACGCUUCAACAUCUUCUACAAGUAAUUUUCAACCUAAAAUAGAUACAAUUAUGAAAACAAUAGCUUCAUUUCAAUCAGGUAAAAACAAAUGUGAUAUCACAAACGCUUUGAUAUUUAUGAUAGUCAAAGAUGACAUGCGUCUGAGUACAACAGAAAAAACUGGGUUCAAACAUUUUAUGAAUGUUGUUGCUCCACACUACCAGCCUCCUUUACAUAGAGCAGUAACAGAUUGUGUUGAUCGUAAAUAUAAAGUUCAUUCAAGAAUCGUUAAGGAGAAAUUGGAAAAUGCAUCCUACUAUACAUUAACAGCUGAUCUAUGGACUGAAACGAAUACAACAAGUUUUUUGGGUAUUACUAUUCAUUUUUUAGAGAAUACAAGGUUAAAAUCUCUAACCCUUGGCAUCACUGAACUUCAAGACCGUCAUACAAGUGAAAAUUUACAAUGUGAAUGUAAAAAUAUUAUUGAAAAUUGGAAUAUUUCAUUGAAUAAAGUCUCAGCUAUAGUGACGGACAAUGGACCAAACAUUGUUAAAGCUGUUUGUGAUACGUUUGGUGAAGUAAAGCAUAUAGCCUGCUUUGCUCAUACUUAUAAUAUAGUUCUACAUUCAGCUAUAGCCAAAUCAGCGCAUCUCAAUGAAUUGUUAAUGAAAAUUAAAUCAAUCGUGACAUAUUUUAAACACUCUGUCGUUGCUUCAGAUGCUCUGAAACCAGCACAAACUUCAUCACAACCAUUGAGACCGAUUCAGGAUGUAUCAACAAGAUGGAAUUCUACUUUUUUCAUGUUAUACCGAUUCAUUGAAAUAGUUGAGCAUAUUAGUACUGUGUUAUUGAAGUUCCCAAAAUCUCCUCCAAUGUUGUCUGCAUCGGAAAUUGAAGUUUUACGAGAAAUUAUAGCUAUUUUAAAACCCAUGGAAUUAGCAACAACAGAAAUGUGUGGUCAAACAUACACAACAUGCAGUAAAGUGAUUCCAAUUUUGUGUUGUUUGGAAAAAAAUUUUAAAGCAGCCUGUAUGACAUCACCGAUCGCUAUUCAACUUCGUAAUGAUAUUCUCGACCAACUGGAAAUCCGAUUUCGGAAUAUAACUAAAAGUUAUAUACAUAGUGUGGCAACAGUUCUUGACCCACGUUAUAAGAGAGUAAAUUUUAACAAAAAUUGCGGUGAUGCUGCUUUAGCAUUUAUAAGAAUUGAUAAAGAAUGA